AUGACCAACAUUCUUUCUCUUUCUUUCUUCCUCUCCCAUUCUGUUUCUCUUUCUUUCUUUCUCUCCCAUUCUGUUUCUCUUUCUUUCUUUCUCCCCCAUUCUGUUUCUCUUUCUUUCUUUCUCCCCCAUUCUGUUUCUCUUUCUUUCUUUCUCUCCCAUUCUGUUUCUCUUUCUUUCUUUCUCCCCCAUUCUGUUUCUCUUCCUUUCUUCCUCUCCCAUUCUGUUUCUCUUUCUUUCUUUCUCUCCCAUUCCAUUUUUCUUUCUUUCUUUCUCCCCCAUUCUGUUUCUCUUUCUUUCUUCCUCCCCCAUUCUGUUUCUCUUUCUUUCUUCCUCUCCCAUUCUGUUUCUUUUCUUUUCUUUCCAUUUUUCUUUCUUUCUUUUCUCCCCAUUCUGUUUCUCUUUCUUUUCUUCCUCUCCCAUUUCUGUUUUUCUUUCUUUCUUUCUCCCCCAUUCUGUUUCUCUUUCUUUCUUCCUCUCCCAUUCUGUUUCUCUUUCUUUCUUCCUCUCCCAUUCUGUUUCUCUUUCUUUCUUUCUCUCCCAUUCCAUUUUUCUUUCUUUCUUUCUUUCUCCCCCAUUCUGUUUCUCUUUCUUUCUUCCUCUCCCAUUCUGUUUCUCUUUCUUUCUUCCUCUCCCAUUCCAUUUUUCUUCUUUCUUUCUCCCCAUUCUGUUUCUCUGUCUCCCAUUCUGUUUUCUUUCUUUCCUCUCCCAUUCCAUUUUCUUUCUUUCUUUCUUUCUCCCCAUUCUGUUUCUCUUUCUUUCUUCCUCUCCCAUUCUGUUUCUCUUUUCUUUCUUCCUCUCCCAUUCCAUUUUCUCUUUCUUUCUUUCUCCCCAUUCCAUUUUGUUUCUCUUUCUUUCUUCCUCUCCCCAUUCUUUUCUUUUCUUUCUUUCUCUCCCAUUCCAUUUUUUCUUUCUUUCUUUCCCCCCAUUCUGUUUCUCUUUCUUUCUUUCUCCCCAUUCUGUUUCUCUUUCUUUCUUCCUCUCCCAUUCUGUUUCUCUUUCUUUCUUUCUCUCCCAUUCCAUUUUUCUUUCUUUUUUCUCCCCCAUUCUGUUUCUCUUUUUUUCCCCCAUUCCCAUUUGUUUCUUUUCUUUCUUCCUCUCCCAUUCUGUUUCUCUUUCUUUCUUCCUCUCCCAUUCUGUUUUCUUUCUUUCUUUCUCUCCCAUUCCAUUUUUCUUUCUUUCUUUCUCCCCAUUCUGUUUCUCUUUCUUUCUUCCUCUCCCAUUCCAUUUUUUUCUUUCUUUCUUUUUCUCCCCAUUCUGUUUCUCUUUCUUUCUUCCUCUCCCAUUCUGUUUCUCUUUCUUUCUUCCUCUCCCAUUCUGUUUCUCUUUCUUUCUUUUUCCCAUUUUUCCUUUCUUUCUUUUCCCCCAUUCUGUUUCUUUCUUUCUCUCCCCCCAUUCUCUUUUCCCCCAUUCUGUUUUCUUUCUUCUCUCCCAUUCUGUUUCUCUUUCUUUUCUUUCUCUCCCAUUCCAUUUUCUUUCUUUCUUUCUCCCCCAUUCUGUUUCUUUCUUCCUCUCCCAUUCUAUUUUCUUUCUUUCCUCUCCCAUUCCAUUUUUCUUUCUUUCUUUCUCCCCCAUUCUGUUUCUCUUUCUUUCUUUCUCCCCAUUCUGUUUUUCUUUCUUUUCUUUCUCCCCCAUUCUGUUUCUCUUUUUUUCUUCCUCUCCCAUUCUGUUUCUCUUUCUUUCUUCCUCUCCCAUUCUGUUUCUCUUUUUUCUUUCUUCCAUUCCAUUUUUUUUUUCUUUCUUUCUUUUCUCCCCAUUCAUUUUCUCUUUCUUUCUUCUCCCCAUUCUGUUUCUCUUUCUUUCUUUCUCUCCCAUUCCAUUUUUUUCUUUCUUUCUCCCCAUUCUGUUUCUCUUUCUUUCUUCCUCUCCCAUUCUGUUUUUCUUUCUUUCUUUCUCUCCCAUUCAUUUUUUUUCUUUCUUUCUUUCUCCCCAUUCUGUUUCUCUUUCUUUCUUCCUCUCCCAUUCUGUUUCUCUUUCUUUCUUUCUCUCCCAUUCCAUUUUUUCUUCUUUCUUUUCCCCCAUUCUGUUUCUCUUUCUUUCUUCCUCUCCCAUUCUGUUUCUCUUUCUUUCUUCCUCUCCCAUUCCAUUUUUUUUCUUCUUUCUUUCUCCCCCAUUCUGUUUCUCUUUCUUUCUUCCUCUCCCAUUCUGUUUCUCUUUCUUUCUUUCUCUCCCAUUCCAUUUUUUUCUUUCUUUUCUUUCUUUCUCCCCAUUCUGUUUCUCUUUCUUUCUUCCUCUCCCAUUCUGUUUCUCUUUCUUUCUUUCUCUCCCAUUCCAUUUUUUCUUUCUUUUUUUCUCCCCCAUUCUGUUUCUCUUUUUUCUUCCUCUCCCAUUCCAUUUUUCUUUCUUUCUUUCUCCCCAUUCUGUUUCUCUUUCUUUCUUCCUCUCCCAUUCUGUUUUCUCUUUCUUUCUUCCUCUCCCAUUCUGUUUCUCUUUCUUUCUUUCCUCCCAUUCCAUUUUUUCUUUCUUUCUUUCUCCCCCAUUCUGUUUCUCUUUCUUUCUUCCUCUCCCAUUCUGUUUUCUUUCUUUCUUUCUCUCCCAUUCCAUUUUCUUUCUUUCUUUCUCCCCAUUCUGUUUCUCUUUCUUUCUUCCUCUCCCAUUCUGUUUCUCUUUCUUUCUUUCUCUCCCAUUCCAUUUUUCUUUCUUUCUUUCUCCCCCAUUCUGUUUCUCUUUCUUUCUUCCUCUCCCAUUCUGUUUCUCUUUCUUUCUUCCUCUCCCAUUCUGUUUCUCUUUCUUUCUUCCUCUCCCAUUCUGUUUCUCUUUCUUUCUUUCUCUCCCAUUCCAUUUUUCUUUCUUUCUUUCUCCCCAUUCUGUUUCUCUUUCUUUCUUCCUCUCCCAUUCCAUUUUUCUUUCUUUCUUUCUCCCCCAUUCUGUUUCUCUUUCUUUCUUCCUCUCCCAUUCUGUUUCUCUUUCUUUCUUCCUCUCCCAUUCUGUUUCUCUUUCUUUCUUUCUCUCCCAUUCCAUUUUUCUUUCUUUCUUUCUCCCCCAUUCUGUUUCUCUUUCUUUCUUCCUCUCCCAUUCCAUUUUUCUUUCUUUCUUUCUCCCCCAUUCUGUUUCUCUUUCUUUCUUCCUCUCCCAUUCUGUUUCUCUUUCUUUCUUUCUCUCCCAUUCCAUUUUUCUUUCUUUUCUUUCUCCCCCAUUCUGUUUCUCUUUCUUUCUUCCUCUCCCAUUCUGUUUCUUUUUUUCUUUCUCUCCCAUUCCAUUUUUUCUUUCUUUCUUUCUCCCCCAUUCUGUUUCUCUUUCUUUCUUCCUCUCCCAUUCUGUUUCUCUUUCUUUCUUUCUCUCCCAUUCCAUUUUUCUUUCUUUCUUUCUCCCCAUUCUGUUUCUCUUUCUUUCUUCCUCUCCCAUUCUGUUUCUCUUUCUUUCUUCCUCUCCCAUUCCAUUUUUCUUUCUUUCUUUCUCCCCCAUUCUGUUUCUCUUUCUUUCUUCCUCUCCCAUUCUGUUUCUCUUUCUUUCUUUCUCCCAUUCCAUUUUUCUUUCUUUCUUUUCUCCCCAUUCUGUUUCUCUUUCUUUCUUUUCUCUCCCAUUCCAUUUUUUUUUCUUUCUUUUUUUCUCCCCAUUCUGUUUCUUUUCUUUCUUCCUCUCCCAUUCCAUUUUUUCUUUCUUUCUUUCUCCCCAUUCUGUUUCUCUUUCUUUCUUCCUCUCCCAUUCUGUUUCUCUUUCUUUCUUUCUCUCCCAUUCCAUUUUUCUUUCUUUCUUUCUCCCCCAUUCUGUUUCUCUUUCUUUCUUCCUCUCCCAUUCCAUUUUUCUUUCUUUCUUUCUCCCCCAUUCUGUUUCUCUUUCUUUCUUCCUCUCCCAUUCUGUUUCUCUUUCUUUCUUUCCUCCCAUUCCAUUUUCUUUCUUUCUUUUUUUCUCCCCAUUCUGUUUCUCUUUCUUUUUUCUCUCCCAUUCCAUUUUCUUUCUUUCUCCCCAUUCUGUUUCUCUUUCUUUCUUCCUCUCCCAUUCUGUUUCUCUUUCUUUUCUUCCUCUCCCAUUCCAUUUUUCUUUCUUUCUUUCUCCCCCAUUCUGUUUCUCUUUCUUUCUUCCUCUCCCAUUCUGUUUCUCUUUCUUUCUUUCACUCCCAUUCCAUUUUUCUUUCUUUCUUUCUCCCCCAUUCUGUUUCUCUUUCUUUCUUUCUCUCCCAUUCCAUUUUUCUUUCUUUCUCCCCCAUUCUGUUUCUCUUUCUUUCUUCCUCUCCCAUUCUGUUUCUCUUUCUUUCUUCCUCUCCCAUUCCAUUUUUCUUUCUUUCUUUCUUCCCCAUUCUGUUUCUCUUUCUUUCUUCCUCUCCCAUUCUGUUUCUCUUUCUUUCUUUCUCCCCCAUUCUGUUUCUCUUUCUUUCUUUCUCUCCCAUUCUGUUUCUCUUUCUUUCUUCCUCUCCCAUUCUGUUUCUCUUUCUUUCUUUCUCCCCCAUUCUGUUUCUCUUUCUUUCUUCCUCUCCCAUUCUGUUUCUCUUUCUUUCUUUCUCUCCCAUUCCAUUUUUCUUUCUUUCUUCCUCUCCCAUUCUGUUUCUCUUUCUUUCUUCCUCUCCCAUUCCAUUUUUCUUUCUUUCUUUCUCCCCCAUUCUGUUUCUCUUUCUUUCUUCCUCUCCCAUUCUGUUUCUCUUUCUUUCUUUCUCUCCCAUUCCAUUUUUCUUUCUUUCUUCCUCUCCCAUUCUGUUUUUCUUUUUCUUUCUUUCUCUCCAUUCUGUUUCUCUUUCUUUCUUCCUCUCCCAUUCCAUUUUUUCUUUCUUUCUUUCUCGCCCAUUCUGUUUUCUUUCUUUCUUCCUCUCCCAUUCUGUUUCUCUUUCUUUCUUUCUCUCCCAUUCCGUUUUUUCUUUCUUUCUUUCUCCCCAUUCUGUUUCUCUUUCUUUCUUCCUCUCCCAUUCUGUUUCUCUUUCUUUCUUCCUCUCCCAUUCCAUUUUUUCUUUCUUUCUUUCUCCCCAUUCUGUUUCUCUUUCUUUCUUUCUCUCCCAUUCUGUUUCUCUUUCUUUCUUUCUCUCCCAUUCCAUUUUUCUUUCUUUUCUUUCUCCCCAUUCUGUUUCUCUUUCUUUCUUCCUCUCCCAUUCUGUUUCUCUUUCUUUCUUUCUCUCCCAUUCCAUUUUCUUUCUUUCUUUCUCUCCCCAUUCUGUUUCUCUUUCUUUCUUCUUCUCCCAUUCUGUUUCUCUUUCUUUCUUUCUCUCCCAUUCCAUUUUUUCUUUCUUUUCUUUCUCCCCAUUCUGUUUCUCUUUCUUUCUUCCUCUCCCAUUCUGUUUCUCUUUCUUUCUUUCUCCCCAUUCUGUUUCUCUUUCUUUCUUCCUCUCCCAUUCUGUUUCUCUUUCUUUCUUUCUCUCCCAUUCCAUUUUUCUUUUUCUUUCUUCCUCUCCCAUUCUGUUUCUCUUUCUUUCUUCCUCUCCCAUUCCAUUUUUCUUUCUUUCUUUCUCCCCAUUCUGUUUCUCUUUCUUUCUUCCUCUCCCAUUCUGUUUCUCUUUCUUUCUUUCUCUCCCAUUCCAUUUUUCUUUCUUUCUUCCUCUCCCAUUCUGUUUCUCUUUCUUUCUUUCUCUCCCAUUCUGUUUCUCUUUCUUUCUUCCUCUCCCAUUCCAUUUUUCUUUCUUUCUUUCUCGCCCAUUCUGUUUCUCUUUCUUUCUUCCUCUCCCAUUCUGUUUCUCUUUCUUUCUUCCUCUCCCAUUCCAUUUUUUCUUUCUUUUCUUUCUCCCCAUUCUGUUUCUCUUUUUUUUCUUCCUCUCCCAUUCUGUUUCUCUUUCUUUCUUUCUCUCCCAUUCCAUUUUCUUUCUUUCUUUCUCCCCAUUCUGUUUCUCUUUCUUUCUUCCUCUCCCAUUCUGUUUCUCUUUCUUUCUUUCUCCCCCAUUCUGUUUCUCUUUCUUUCUUCCUCUCCCAUUCUGUUUCUCUUUCUUUCUUCCUCUCCCAUUCCAUUUUUCUUUCUUUCUUUCUCCCCCAUUCUGUUUCUCUUUCUUUCUUCCUCUCCCAUUCUGUUUCUCUUUCUUUCUUUCUCUCCCAUUCCAUUUUUCUUUCUUUCUUUCUCCCCCAUUCUGUUUCUCUUUCUUUCUUCCUCUCCCAUUCUGUUUCUCUUUCUUUCUUUCUCUCCCAUUCCAUUUUUCUUUCUUUCUUUCUUUCUCCCCCAUUCUGUUUCUCUUUCUUUCUUCCUCUCCCAUUCUGUUUCUCUUUCUUUCUUUCUCUCCCAUUCCAUUUUUCUUUCUUUCUUUCUCCCCCAUUCUGUUUCUCUUUCUUUCUUCCUCUCCCAUUCUGUUUCUCUUUCUUUCUUUCUCUCCCAUUCCAUUUUUUCUUUCUUUUCUUUCUCACCCAUUCUGUUUCUCUUUCUUUCUUCCUCUCCCAUUCUGUUUCUCUUUCUUUUCUUUCUCUCCCAUUCCAUUUUUUCUUUCUUUCUUUCUCCCCCAUUCUGUUUCUCUUUCUUUCUUCCUCUCCCAUUCUUUUCUCUUUCUUUCUUCCUCUCCCAUUCCAUUUUUUUCUUUCUUUCUUUCUCCUCCAUUCUGUUUCUCUUUCUUUCUUCCUCUCCCAUUCUGUUUCUCUUUCUUUCUUUCUCUCCCAUUACAUUUUUCUUUCUUUCUUCUCUCCCAUUCUCCCAUUCUGUUUCAUUCUUUCUUUCUUCUUUUCUCCCAUUCUGUUUCUCUUUCUUUUCUUUCUCUCCCAUUCCAUUUUCUUUCUUUCUUUCUCCCCAUUCUGUUUCUCUUUCCAUUUUUUCUUCCUCUCCCAUUCUGUUUCUCUUUCUUUCUUCCUCUCCCAUUCUCCGAUUACUCCGCUCUGCUUCGGUCAGACUUUUUUGCUUCUCCUCUCCUUCCUACUCCCCCUCAUUCCUCACCCUUUUCAAUGCGGAGGACCGUUGGCAGCAUUCUUUCAGUCUCCAUGUCGCUAUCCAGUUGCAACAACUGUGUCUGCUGUUGUUGCAGCCGCUGCUGCUGUUCCUGUUGAGACAGUUUGGGCUGGUCUUUGA
Molecule: messenger RNA, 6897 nt
Organism: Acanthosepion pharaonis
Lineage: Eukaryota; Metazoa; Mollusca; Cephalopoda; Sepiida; Sepiidae
Source: the annotation of a GenBank genome assembly